GUUAACUCAACAUCUGUUUGCAUCACUCUCGAACGUUCAAGAUAAAAGAUGGCGUCUGUACCAAAUGACAAGAGGAAGAAAAAGAAGAAAAAGUCCCAAAAAGUCACAGAAAUCCCAUCUCCCAACCUAAACCUGACAGGACAAAAUGAUAGACAAGACAUUCCACGGGCUUCUCCCUUGUAUCCAUACAUCACUUACAACAUUUUUAACUGUGAAAACUUUCAAAUUGGCGAUCGGACAACUCUCAUUUCUGAAGCGAGGCAACUGUUGAAGUCACCAUCAGACAAUAAAGCUGACGUAAUCAUCGGAAUGCUCAACAGCAUACUUAACCCUAGCUGUACGGAACAGCCCGGCGAGAUGAAUCUGCAAAAGCUGGAGUCGGCGUUUGAUCGCCUGUAUGGCUCCAUUAUAGAGGGAAAGAAACAAACGUUUAAAAUGAUUACAGAGCAGCCAAUGAAAAAGUUUAUCCAGCAACACCCAGAUCAUUUUGAGUUAGAAAAUCGACAGGGAAACUGGAACGUUAAGCAAUGUCGACAUGUUGAUAAAACUUCAACCGCUGUACAAUCUACUUACAUCGACGUAUCUGUGGAAAGGGACUGCGCACUAGUUACCUCGACAGAUGGCGUCCCGACCAACUCUGUUGUAGAUCAGCAAAUUUCAAGAGAAAACACACAUCCAGAGGUUUCAGUAGUGGAUGACCUGCCAUCAAAGUCAUGGGCAAAAGUCACUCGAAACAAAAGAACAAUGCAAUCACCCUCUGUUGAAAUCAACAGAGCCACGGUUGAUAGGCUUUUGCAAACAUCACCUGGUCCAGGCCUGAUUCUGCAGCCGUCUGAAGUCGUGUACCUUGAGAACAAAGCAUUGUUCUCUCUUGACAUUGUUAGUAUGUGGAAUACUCCCAAAAUAUCAGGCCAUAUCCUGCUGGGGGCUCAAGCAUCCACAACGCUACCCCAUAAAGUAACCGGCCUGUCACAAAGUCGAACAGACCAGGAAAUGCAAGAAUUAUUUCUCGCCGAGUCCUUUGACACUCGACCAAUGUUUCGCUAUGUCGAGGUAGAUUUCUUGGAAAAGCGUGUCGGACUUUUAACAGUCAAUUCUAGUGCAGGGCAAGGCAAACCAUGCACAACUGUAAGAUCCCAGUCUUGUUUUAACGUCGAUCAGCUAUGGUAUCGAAAAGGAGACGAGAGCGUCAUGUGCAAACUAUCAGAGAACAUGGUCGUAAUGGACAUAUACAAAUGGUUUAUCGGGAGUAAAGACGAAGACAAACUAUUGGACACACAAUACAACGAUCUGUUUAAAACAAAGAUAGACGAUUCAUCCCUAAAGGCACCUCAAACUGAAAAUAUUUUGGACAUAUUCACAAAAGGGCAUGGUAUCCUUGUAGUUGGCCAAAUCCCAAGUAACACUCGAAAUCUGUCAGCACUGAUGAAGAUUCCUUGGCUGUACGUGUUUGAUUUCGACAUAGAAAGUCGAUCCACGGGGACUUUAGGUGCGUGUCAAAGUGCUCUGGAGAGUAAAAGAUCCCUGUACAUAAGACAUUGGGGAAUGCCUCCAGUUGGAGUCUCGGAGCAUUCGACAACUUGGUGUUUUGUAAGAGGUACAAGAGACAUUCCUGAGUUUCGCGUUGAAGGGAACAGUAAGGCAUGGCGACAGAAAACCCGAGUACAAAUACGGAAACAUUAUCAACAGCUGGGUAAGUUUGCAGCAGACUACACCACUCUGCGGGUUUUGGUUGUGUGGUCUAACCUUGACUUUUGUCCACAUCAUCUUCAUUCAUUUUUACAAGACUUAGAUGACAAUUUGACGCCGAGAAUAGAAAUAAGUUUAAGUUUGAUGCCGACUUCUGCUGAAGGAAACAGUGUUUUUCAGAUUUUUAAAACUCAUUUGGACAUUGAACCGAAGAUUAUGCCCGUUGAGAGAUUAUGCCAAGAUAUAAACGUUCGCUUUGAAGACAAAAACAGAGACGUUUUGCAACUGAAGUUACCCAUAUUUAACGGGGAAAUAAGCCAAACAGAAAUUUGCGAUCGUGACAAACUCUGGUUCAGUGAGGACUUGGAUGUACUGUAUCUAGACAGUCCAUAUUCCAGAUCGAGAGACACCGAAGCUAUCUCCCAUGAUAUAGAUGAGUUCUUCAAAGGAGGGACAAUACACUGGUAUACAUGGUAUGAGUGUAGUUCUGGAUUUAUCGAUAUACAGAGAGAUCUGAUGGAUAAAAUUCUUCCAGAACUUGAACGUCGAUGCCGAACUCCAUCCAAACCCGCCUUGAUAACCCUCCUGCAUGCUCCUGGAUCCGGGGGAACAACCCUAGCACAAAGACUCCUGUGGGAGCUGCACACAAAAACACCAUGCGUGCAAGUAAGAACAGGGGCUGAUUUCACGCUAGAUCAAGUAAUAAGCAAAAUUAAUGUGUUGAACAAAAUAACAGGUUCACCUGUGGUUAUACUUAUGGACGGAGAAGAGGAAACAAGGGUCAAUUUAAUGGCAAACCAGUUGUCCAGAAUCCCAACCAUAAUCUUGUAUGUAAAGCGCUGUACAUAUCGCAUGACUCACAUAGAAAACAAGGCCGGGGCAGCAACUUUCUAUUUGAAAGGAGAAGUUAGCUCUGAUGAAGCGAAACGACUUGCUCUCAAACUGAGAGAUAAAGUAGAGGAUGCAAACAGAAAAGCAGCUCUUAACAAGCUAACAGAAAACGUUUCGAAUGGGAAAAGCCAGUGUUUGUACGAGUUCGGCCUAGCUGCCUACCUCCAUGAAUUUAGAGGUGUGGCAUCUUAUGUGAGAGGAUAUUUGCAUCUUGAAGACAACCCAACCAGAGAUUUGCAUCCGUGGCAAAAACUACUUGGAUACCUGGCAUUGGUGUACUACUACGGACAGGCAUGUGUUCCAUGUCAGUUCUUUGCCACCCUGAUUGGUAAGCCGCCAAAUUACGAUGUUUCUUUGGAGGAUUUUCCUGAGUGUGCCAGAGAGUUCAUCAAAGAGAGCAAAACUUACCCGAAGCACAUACGCAUUUCUCAUUACGUCAUAGCUCAAGAAAUCCUCGAGCAGCUUCUGACAAGACACCGCCCAAGCGGAAACGAAAUAGACAACCCCGAUCCCACCAGUCUUAGCACGCUGGCGAAGCAAAAUUUGAAAGAUUUUGCAGUAGACUUUAUUAAAUAUGCAAGUCAGAGGAAAACAAAGGAUAACGUUGUUUCGGAAACGAUAAUCUACAUUCUGACGAAAACGUUUAUCAUGCGUGAAUACAGAGAUGCUGCCGAUAUCCCUGGAGAAGCAUCAGAAGUCAAGCCAAAGGUGUCCAAGCUACUUUCGGACUUGGAAUCCCACCCACCAUUUAUAGACCAGCUGAAGAUACUUAACACUCUUAGUGAAUCCUUCCCUAUGGAUCCAAAUUUUCACGCUCACCUAGGGCGAUUUUACACAUACUGUCCACCAGUAGACAUGGACAAAGCAGAACAAUGUUUUGAGAAGGCUUUGGGAAUUUGCGACGGUCUCGACAAAAAGGGUACGAAAGUCAAACAGACGUUAACCCAUGUGUAUCACAUGUACGGUAUGGUUUAUCUGAAGAGAGUCAAAGCCGCUACACAAUAUAAACGUGGAAAGAGGUGUUGCUUCGAAAUGCAGCGUCGAGUCGAGGAAUCUUUGCUGCAAGCGGAGAGAGCAUGCGACCUAUUCCAGAAGUGUCGUGAGCACAUCCCACCUGGUCAGGAAGACUGUUAUGGGUACUUGAACGAAAUAGAAGUUAGGCUGAGCAUGUGCGGAGCAAUCGAAACAGCCUUCGGUGAUCUUUCCCAAUUUAUCCAGAACCCUAACAGCGAUCCACAUCUCGUUAGGUUUCUUACAUCGAGUUUCUCUGAAGUGGAUAGUCUUAUUAUGCAAUGCUACCACAACAUUGACCAAGAUGAGCUGGGUAGAUUUUUCUAUGACAUGGUGGGUUUAUUCAACACUACAUUUCAAAAGAAUGUAACAUGUUUUGAGAAACUUUGUACCUCACAGAAUUCCCAUACUAGACGAUUAAAGAUUGCGACAACCAAGAUGAAAUAUGUCAGCAAUCCGAGAGAAAUGACGGUUUUAGAUCAACUGCCUCAGGAGGACGUGACAGAAAUUGUUAAAAUGUACGAGGCUAACUUUACGGAAAUUAAAGAAUCAGGACAUAUCAGCAACCGAAAUGCUCUGGACACUGACUAUAGGGAAUGGAUAGUGGCCAUACGAUGUGAUAAAUUGCAGCAUGCAUAUGAUUUGGGAGAUGUCCAAACUCAAGUCUAUGCGUGGCGCAAGAGCCUAAAAACUCCUCUGUCUCUUUAUUACGUAUUUGUAGUCACAAGCCUAUUAGGUUUGGAAACAGAUCGGGGAAGUGCCAAGGAAUUCCACCUCAGGAAAGCAGAUGAGCUAAAGGAAAAUCUGAAGAGAGAAAGCAGAUAUACACGAGAUUCGCGCUAUCCCCGGGAAUGGCUAGGAGUCGGCAGAGGUAUAAAACGCUUGGUGCCCAGUGGCUGUUCCCAACAAGGCCAUGUCGAUCGGUACUGUCACAAACGAAGUGUGAAAGGCUCUGUGGAAUCCAUACUAGCCGUCUGUAAGGGAACGAUCUGCCACCCCAAUAAACCCCUUUCUGGACAUAUUGCCAUGGAUUUGGGAAACACUCCUGUGCAGGUAAAAGUCUUCUUUGUUCCAAAAGUUUGUAAUUUGGAAGGUGCACGAAACGAAAACCAAAGAGUUGAGUUUCACUUGGCAUUUACAAUGGACAAAGGAUACGAGGCUUUCAAUGUCCAACUACUAGAGAAAGUUCAAUGCCCUUCGUGCCGGACAGCAGUGGAGAUAAAAAGUGACGAAAGACAUGCGAGUUGUUCAGUGUGCCAACAAACUGUGUUCCCGAAGGAAUCUGAUCCGUUCAGUUACUCUUCGUAGUUUAUAUUAAAAGACCCGUUUCUUGGAUUGGGCCAUUUAAAUAAACCAUAUGCAGGGGCACACCCCUAUCCUGGUAUCGUUUCUGAAGUGGGUUGAUCAAUUUUAGGUCUGUCACAUUUUCCUGCCAACAAGGUUGAUACUGCGCUAAAGGCUGCGUAACAUACAUUGCCUGACUGCACGCAUGAAAUGUUCUGGUCCCGCACGUAGAAGUGUGUAUUUCCCUGUUUUAAAAGAAAUGUCUCCUUGUUCGGACCCACUGCAUUCCUUCACACAACAUAAACAGUGCUGUGAACGGUGUUGAUGUGAUAUUAUAGGAAAGAACAGACAGAUAAGACGGUUCUAUCUGGCAUCACCAAUUCUAUGUCAAGCUGCACAUCACUAUAACAUAAAUGGCCGUUUGUAAUAUGGGGGGUAUUCGUUUUUUUCUUACGCAUGUUUAUUUAUGCGACUAUUGUUUAACGCCUGUAUAUGCAUGUUUUAUUUGUGCCCAACGUGCUCAGCACGCAUAUAUACUCUUUUUUGUUGUUGUCGUUUUGUGUGUCACUGUACAUUUCAUUAUGCAUUAGCUUUGUUAUUCAGAUAUUCAUAGAGUGCAUGCGUGACAGUUUGACAGUAUCUCCGAUGAUCAUGUUGAAAUCCGCUUGACAAUAUCAUAUUCGUUGAGGCCUGAGUGCAUACCGUGUCUUAGGCUGCAUUAUACAAUGAUUUGUACUACAAUAUAAACCUACUGUGUCUUAGAUAGUACUAUGU
Molecule: messenger RNA, 5649 nt
Organism: Liolophura sinensis
Lineage: Eukaryota; Metazoa; Mollusca; Polyplacophora; Chitonida; Chitonidae
Exons: 3
Coding region: 49-4899 (1616 amino acids)
Cellular component (GO): cytoplasm
Source: RefSeq, a predicted model, not a curated record